UUGAAUUCAAAAGACUGUAGAUGAAUUACUCCGAUUUUUUUUUUUUUUUAUUUUUCUUGUCUUCAUUGUCUACCAUGAGCAUGACUGAUCUUGUUCAAUGUAUAAAAGAAAAGGCUGUUUCAAAAGAAACUAUUGUUAUUCACAAUAACUAUCAGUCUGACCAACCUAUUCAAGUGCUUGUCAAAAACGAGAUUUAUAGACCCGAAACACUUUAUAUUAAAUCAAAGCUAUCUCUUGUUGCUUUUAUCCUGUCUACAGUCAUUUUAAAUACUUUACUUGAAUGGACAAAAUAGUCAAAAAAUAAAAAAAAUAAAAUAAAAUAAAAAAUAGAACUCAGUGCCCAGGCCUAAAAGUCUAGAUUACUAGCAAUAAA
Messenger RNA from Gilbertella persicaria, 373 nucleotides. RefSeq lists its product as uncharacterized. The transcript has 3 exons. The record is from RefSeq and is a predicted model, not a curated record. The coding region runs from base 75 to 293 and encodes 72 amino acids. NCBI's taxonomy places the organism in Eukaryota, Fungi, Mucoromycota, Mucoromycetes, Mucorales, Choanephoraceae.